Molecule: messenger RNA, 1437 nt
Organism: Misgurnus anguillicaudatus (oriental weatherfish)
Lineage: Eukaryota; Metazoa; Chordata; Actinopteri; Cypriniformes; Cobitidae
Source: RefSeq, a predicted model, not a curated record
UUUUCCCGCAACAGGUUCUGUCUUCUUUGGUCCAGCCACAGCGAUUGUCGCAAAGUACUGGAUGACACGUUUGGUGUUGACGGUCUUUCCUGCGCCGGAUUCUCCGCUGUAGUGUGAAAACGUAAAUUGCCCAAAAAUAAAUGGACUGAGCUGGAUUUGGUUCAGCACAGAGCUCAUGCCAUGCGUCUAAUGGACAGUCUGGACAUCAUUGGUAGAGAGCGACACUUAAAAGUCGCCAGAGCUCUUCUGUAUAUGGCACAAGGGACGUUUGGUGAGUGUAGCUCAGAGAUGGAGGUCCAGCACUGGAUGAAAUGUAACAUCUUUCUACUGUUGGAUCUUGGAGCUUUCACCGCUCUGGUGGAGCUGCUCAAUAUGGAAAUCAAUAACAGUGCCGCAUGUAGCAGCGCCGUCAGGAAACCUGCAAUCUCUCUGGCCGACAGCACUGACCUCAGGUUCUCCUCUUUAUAACAAUGAGCCCAUCUCAGUCAUGCUCUUUGAUAUGGUGACCAAAUUCUGAAGCGGUCACGCCCCUCAUUUGCCAAUGCAGAAAGUUCUGCUGCUAAAGACCAUCCUGACCGGAACCAAGGUGUCACAUCGAGGGAGCACAACGGUGCAAGAGAGAGAGCAGAGUGAGCUCCUCAGAGAGUUCACACCCCAUCUGAGAUGGAAUAAGCCAACAAAAACUCACACUUCCACAUCUGUUCCCUUCUCCCCUCUCAUCAUUCUCUUAGCUCUGUGUUUAAACUCUGUUCACAUAAACUGUGUAUAUGAAAUGUCACAUAGACAAACAAAAUAAAUAGUCAUGUUUGAUAUCAUUUGAAAUGUCUCAGUGCGAUUGAUACAAUGGUCUCACUCCCAUAAUAACAGAAUACAAUGAUAAAGUUUAACAAUAAAUUAGGCAAACUUUACUCAAUGUUGGGACACACCUCACCUCUCACCUUAGGCCUGUAAACCAAUCCCCCACUGUAUGCAAAUAAGGUGUAGCCCUAGGUCAACCACAUUUUUUACCAUAAAACAACAUUAUUACAGUGCUUUGUUCUAUCUGGAUAUUUAAGGAAAGUUUGCAAAAGGUUUGGGGGGUGUUCUAUAUUAAGAAUUGAACCCCAUUGUGCUGUGUUUCAUUGGGCUCACAUCACUAUGUAUUUCUAUAUUCACUUGUGGAUUUUGUAACCUAAAGAACCCACAGCAUUGUGUUGUCCCAAUCUCCUUUCAUUGUAUCCUUUUAAAUGAUUUUGAAUACUUAUAAAUCAGAUACUAAUCAAUAUUUAUCCUUCCAGAAAUGAAAGUGAUUUGAGUAAAUUCUUCAUGCUUAUGAUAUAAUAUACUUUUAGAUCAUGUAUAAUCUUUCGCAAAAAACUUUGUAUGUCCUAUAUUUCACAAUAGGCUUGUUUUUCUGUGUUAAAGUCACAAGUAAAACAAUUACUUCUUGUCAUAGUC